AAUCUCCCGAAUAUUACCACUCUUUCACCGUUUUUCAUCUCCUUUUUCCUUCACUAUUUAACUGCCAAGUGCUCACAUUCUCACACAAUCUCUCUCUCUCUCUCGAGUUUUCUCUUGCUAGAUUUUCUUGAUUGGCACCUCCGCUCUUAGCUGCUCUAUCCCCGCUGCGCCUUUCAUACCCAUUUCUCCCCUUAAACCAUUAAUCACCUAAACCCUCAAUCUUAUGUGCCUUUCAAUCCUCAAAAUCUUUUAAUAGGCAUUUAUUUCUUACUAUAUUGUGCAAAUUUACUUUUUGGGUUUUUAAGAUAUAUAUAUAUACACACACACAUAUAUAAGAUAAUGGGAAAAAGAAAGAGAAGUGUCGAUGACAAUAAAGCACCACCACCCUCAGUUAUGGAUUUUAGAGUUCAUAUCACAUGCACCUCAAGUGGAUCUGCAGUGCCAACAGCGAUCUUCUGACCGAGCUGAAAGCAGCGCAACACAGUCUCUACCGUCCAUUAUGGAUGGUUCUGUUAAGAGGCCACCAGGCCACCAAUCACCUCUCAAUCAAAGCCAUGGUUCCAGCCGUACAAUAUUGUUGCGACAUUCUCGUCAUCCCUUUGGCCGCCACUAUUCUAGACGGAGCUCUACUAACCAUUCUGAUGCAUCUCCUUCUAAUUGGAAGAGUACCCCUGUCUAUGAUACUAAGUUGUCCUUCAAACUUGAUAGUAAAGACCUUCCAGACUUCCCGUAUAGAGAGGUCAGGGACAGAACAUUCUCGAAACCAGAGAGGAUAAGGUCAACAAGUUCAUUCGCGCAGAAUGCAGUACCUGGGGACAUGCGAAAGAUGGAAUGCAGGAUAUGUCAGAAGCGUUUGAGGAAGAACCCCUUCAUUUUCAACAACUCCAUCUCAUCCAACGAUCUCUCUGUGGUAGCCGUUUUAGUUUGUGGUCACGCCUAUCACGCUGACUGCCUGGAACAGAAGACGAGCUUUGAGGAUAGACAAGAUCCACCUUGUCCCAUGUGUAAGCCAGAUAUCCCAGGUGAUGCCUAAAUACCGUAUGUGUUUUUAACAUGAAAUGUAGAAAAGUAGUCUUCCAUUUCUAGAACUCGGUUAGGUGAACAUCGCGAGUAGCAGCUAUAUAUCGAGGUGCUCGACUCCUGUGCAGUGCUGGUUUUGCAGUGUUUUUAUAUAGCCUCCAAGCGAGUUAUAACCUUCGGUAUUUGGUUAUUUAGUUCCAAAGAUGCUAAUGGCAGUGGAAA
Molecule: messenger RNA, 1242 nt
Organism: Sesamum indicum (sesame)
Lineage: Eukaryota; Viridiplantae; Streptophyta; Magnoliopsida; Lamiales; Pedaliaceae
Molecular function (GO): metal ion binding
Source: RefSeq, a predicted model, not a curated record